CAGCUUUACGAAAGCUACAGCAUGCAAAAAUAACAGACAAGCAAGCAAUAUACAUAAUUAAUUCAGUAAUCCUUACCGCUUUGCCUACCGGAUUCAAAACACCUCCUUCUCAAGCUCACAGUUAG
Molecule: messenger RNA, 125 nt
Organism: Ambispora leptoticha
Lineage: Eukaryota; Fungi; Glomeromycota; Glomeromycetes; Archaeosporales; Ambisporaceae
Source: the annotation of a GenBank genome assembly